AUGUUGAUCAAGGGCGAGAAGUAUGCCUGCGAGGCAUGUGUAAGAGGCCAUCGUGUUAGCAACUGCCAGCACUCCGAUAGGCCAUUGCAGCACAUCAAUAAAAAGGGUCGUCCCGUAUCGCAGUGCACUCAUUGUCGAACCCUCCGCAAGUCUCGUUCCGCCCAUGUUCGUUGCGACUGCGGCGGCGAGAAGGCACACUCAAAAGGAGCUUGCCCUCAAGAAGGCGAUACACAGGCAGACAACUGCUGUUGCAGCCACGGGGGCCGUUGCUCCUGUGCCCUCAAGAAAGAGCACUUGGAUCCUGUGCCAGAAUCCGACUCCGACGAAGCCUCCUCCUCUUCAACCCCAAGCAAUGAGAAACGCAGACCUCGAGCCCUGACAGCCAAUUCUGAGGGCGGCUUGACCAUAUUCACUAACGGCCAUCAUAAACCCGUACAUAAGCACAACAACAUGGCUCACAAAUGCGGUCUUCCUUACGUAGUACCAAGAGCGCACUCAAUUCAUGGACCGUCGCCUUCUGGGAUGGCUAACAGGUCUGUGGACAACUUACCGCACACCAGUACCAUCGAUGCCUUGCACAGUGAGUCUCAUAUCAAGGACUCGAUGGUGAGUGCUCAGCAAGAGCAGCGGAAGGUCAAGUCUGAGCAUGGGUCGCCCCUCUUGAGCCCAUCAUCGACCCUAGAUCAAUUGAACGGUCUCCUUCCACCCCUGGACUUCUCCAACAUUACCGGGGAUUGCAAUUUUAUGCAAAACGUGGACGGUUUCUCGAGUAUUCCAGACCACGAGCAGCCCAUGUUUUCCGCAGGCUUAUCCUCGGCUUCGAUCGAUUGGUCUCAUUAUGACGGCCUCGACUUCAACAACGAAAACUUUGCGGCCUCUUCAUACAGCCAAGCUCCCUCCUUCGCCGGGUUCGACUUCAGCAGCAUAGAUCAGCCAGCCCUCACCACCACAUCUACCUCUGGUGAGAUCUCGGAAGUUGAAGACUUCGGCUUGGGAGACACCAAUGGGACUCGACCAACAUUGCUGACCAACCAAUAUGGAUCGGAUUUUGACAACUCAGAUUUUGGUGGAGACAUUGAUGGGUAUCGUCUUAGUGCCGCGUCGUCUUAUAUUGGCCUGCCUCAGGCCCAGAUGCUAGCUGGCAGUAACGUGGAAGAUCUUGACGUGGAUGCAUUUUUGAAAGGCGUACCAACUUCAAAUGGCUACGCUGUACAUCACGGCCUCCCGACGUCUAGUUAUGCGGAGACUACCAAGAUGAUGCAGUCGUCACCUGCCUUCGAUGAAGCAGCCUUCCAACUACUUUCGCCUGAGGAUGAGAAUGAUAACUUUUGGAUGAACAAUUUUGCAACCAACGCGAUCAAUAACAGUCGAAAUGAAUUGGUUGAAGAAAAUGUUUGGGCUCAAUAACAUUUGCGGAAAGGCAGCAGGCCUUCGACGAAUUAUUCUCUUUCUGGAUGUAUCCGCCGACGACUCGAUGACUUCUUUGGUUCACGGUACCGAUUUAUGUGAAGAGUUGAG
Molecule: messenger RNA, 1518 nt
Organism: Hyaloscypha bicolor E
Lineage: Eukaryota; Fungi; Ascomycota; Leotiomycetes; Helotiales; Hyaloscyphaceae
Exons: 3
Coding region: 1-1407 (468 amino acids)
Biological process (GO): intracellular copper ion homeostasis; intracellular iron ion homeostasis; positive regulation of transcription by RNA polymerase II
Cellular component (GO): nucleus
Molecular function (GO): copper ion binding; DNA-binding transcription factor activity, RNA polymerase II-specific; RNA polymerase II cis-regulatory region sequence-specific DNA binding
Source: RefSeq, a predicted model, not a curated record